UACUUCGCAACUUGGUACUUUAUGCGAAAUAGCCCUACCUGACUCGUAAGCAUGGGCCAAAAAUUGGUCAAUAAAAAGUUCCGCAAGGCUAAAGACAAUUUUCUUCGGAAAGGCGUGCUUUUCAAGAAGAGUUAUGGCGCAGAUAUCUUCAUCGUCAUAAGGCGCGGUCAAAAGAUUUAUAUAUGUGACUCCGAGGACGGUGUCUCUUGGCUGACAGAUCUGAAGAUGCUAGACCAGAAUUACCCCAUUCCGAUUCGCGUAACGCCAAAACUAUUCGAGACUUGCCCCCGUUCCAAGAAGUUGAAAUUGGUUCAGAGAAGAGAUAGGGUAGCCGAUGAUGUGAUUGUGACAGAGGGAUGAUAGGCUAUGUACAAUACAGAUCAUUCCACGAACAGUACGCGAGUAGUCCGCGUGACGUACAUGACAUACCAUUUGAGGUCCGCAUC
Pseudovirgaria hyperparasitica is the source of this 446-nucleotide messenger RNA. RefSeq lists its product as uncharacterized. The transcript is spliced from 2 exons. NCBI's taxonomy places the organism in Eukaryota, Fungi, Ascomycota, Dothideomycetes, Acrospermales, Acrospermaceae. The coding region runs from base 52 to 360 and encodes 102 amino acids. The record is from RefSeq and is a predicted model, not a curated record.